AUGGCCCCUCCAAAGCUCAACGGGCAGCUCCCGUACCAAAGCUGCAGACGUUUGUUCCAGCAACAAGCUCUGUCGAGACGAACCUUUACGACUUCUUCCCCAUCCUUCUCGGACGCGCCCAAGCAGACGUCGAGAUUCGCGAAAAAGACAGAAACCCAGGUCCCUCCCGUCGACCACACCCAGUCGAAGCCGAAUGUUGUGGUAAACCCACCAGUCGCACCGACGACCGUGCCGAGACCGUCUGCUGUGCGCCGCCCUGGCGUUGGGACACCUACAAUGGAGCCAAAGCAGCCGGUGGACAUCAACAGCAAGGAGUACAAGCGUGUGGCGAGAAAGGUCACGAGCCUCAUGGUUGCGCUGCCCUUCUUGAUUGUCACAUCGUACUACCUCUGGGACCGACUCUCUCUUGGCAGGCCAGUCCCUCCUCCGUCCGAUGAUGCCUCCUCCGCUCCGUCCUCUGAGCCCAAGAAAGCGUAGCGUUGUGAUCGACCAGCCGAAUGAAUGCGUUCAAACACCCUCCAGCAGGUUAUUCCCUGCGUGUCAGCAACAAAAACGUGGCAUCCAGUGGGCUUCCGUUUGUAGCAGGAUGCUCCUUGUUUGGUCGUCGUUGUCAAAUAUCAGCUCAAAGGUGGCUCUCAAUGCGAACCCAGGAUUGCCGAACAGAAUCCUAGAAAACACUUUUGGAUUCUCAUCAUGUUUACUGCCUCCCGACUUCUUCUUAGUCCGGCCCACUCUCAAGGUCGGCCACCUCCGUCAUCAGUCCAUGAAAUGUUGUCCAGAACAACAUCUCUCUCUCUCCCUGUCUCUCUCUGCUUCUCUCUCUGCUUCUCUUUCUG
Molecule: messenger RNA, 836 nt
Organism: Podospora pseudocomata
Lineage: Eukaryota; Fungi; Ascomycota; Sordariomycetes; Sordariales; Podosporaceae
Exons: 2
Coding region: 1-477 (158 amino acids)
Source: RefSeq, a predicted model, not a curated record